This is a messenger RNA of Microplitis demolitor, 3421 nucleotides long. It is a transcript of the gene vib, whose product is annotated as phosphatidylinositol transfer protein alpha isoform. Gene Ontology annotation, molecular function: phosphatidylcholine binding; phosphatidylinositol binding; phosphatidylinositol transfer activity. The transcript is spliced from 6 exons. The coding region runs from base 433 to 1248 and encodes 271 amino acids. Lineage: Eukaryota; Metazoa; Arthropoda; Insecta; Hymenoptera; Braconidae. Gene Ontology annotation, biological process: phospholipid transport. The record is from RefSeq and is a predicted model, not a curated record. Gene Ontology annotation, cellular component: cytoplasm.
GUGUCAGUUGUACUGGAUACACGGGCUGUCAGAUAUUUGAAGAGUGUGUGUGGAAGCAUACACAUAGAAGGACAGCACACAACCUAGUGGAGGUACAGUGUGUGCGUAAGACACUGCGGUCCCGAAGGUAGAUAAAAGCGAGCAAGUCGAGGCCGUGGCCAGUGCUAGUGCGAAUUACCGAAGGUCGAGGGUGGACUGUAGUCUCAGUCUCGUUUUGCCAGUGUGUUAGUAGUGGCCCCAUCAUUGCAUUCGUCAGUUUGUUCCUUAUUCAGCCAGUGGAUCUGCUGGCAAGUUAACUGGUAUUAAGACACAGGUUAUUACUUGGUGCUGAUCAACGCAUCGGAGCAGAAAGUAAUAAAAUAAUAAUAAGAACAAGCGGGAUUAUUGAACAUCUAGCUGAUAUACGGUCCAUGUGAUCUAGUGACUAUUAAAAUGCUCAUCAAGGAAUUCCGUGUCACCCUGCCACUUACUGUUGAAGAGUACCAAGUGGCUCAACUCUACUCGGUGGCAGAGGCAAGUAAAAAUAACACAGGCGGCGGGGAAGGUAUCGAGGUAUUAAAGAACGAACCGUUCACGGACUACCCACUGUUGGGAGGUAAAUAUUCCUCGGGACAAUACACCUACAAGAUUUAUCAUCUAGCAAGUAAAGUACCAGCGUACAUACGCGUCCUUUUACCAAAGAACUCGUUGGAAAUCCACGAGGAGGCAUGGAAUGCUUAUCCAUACUGCAAAACAGUAAUCAGUAAUCCUGGAUACAUGAAAGAUAAUUUUUUUAUCAUGAUUGAGUCAUUUCAUAUUGCAGACACUGGCAAUCAGAACAAUGUCCAUGAAUUACCACCAGAAAAAUUAAAAAUACGUGAAGUUGUACACAUAGACAUUGCCCAUGAUCCAAUAGCCAGUGCGGACUACAAGGAGGAUGAAGAUCCGACGAAAUUUAAGUCUGAAAAAACGGGUCGAGGACCACUAGUCAGCAAAGACUGGAAGAACAACGUGUCUCCUGUGAUGACGUGUUACAAGCUCGUGACAUGUGAGUUCAAAUGGUUUGGACUGCAAACACGAGUCGAGAGCUUCAUCCAGAAAGCUGAGAGACGUCUCUUUACCAACUUCCAUCGGCAGGUAUUCUGCUGGACAGACCGCUGGUACGGACUCACGAUGGAAGAUAUUCGAGCGAUUGAAGACAACACCAAGGAAGAACUCGAUAGGCAAAGACAUGAAGGAGAAGUACGCGGUAUGCGAGCUGAUGAAUGAACCUGCGGUCGAAGUGUCUAGCUACUUUUAAAUAAUUUUAAAUUUAUUUUCCCUAUCUUCAAUAUAUUAGACACCGAGAGAAUGAUUUAAAAGAAGUUUGAGACAGAGCACAAGAGAGAAAGAGAGAGAAAGUGAGAGAGCGAGAGAGAGAGAAUAAAUAAAUAAAAAAAUUGUAAAAAAAAUUAAUAUCUUAACGAAUGUAUUACUAUUAAUAAUUGUUCGGUCCACCACAAAGUGAUCCCUUUCACACGAGACAGUUUUCCUCAAAAAAACUUUCAUUUAGAUUUAUAAAUCUAUAUAUUUAAAUAUAAAUAUUUAUCAGUGUCUAAUAACAAUUACUUAUAUUUUAAUUUAUUUACAAUUUACGGAAAUAUUAAAAGAAAAAAACAAUUCAUAAAAAUAAACGUAUUAGAUAAAUAUAUUUACAGUCAAUGAUUAAUAUUAAUUCAAAUUAUAAUUGUGUAAUGUAACGUAACUAUACGUGAGAAAAAAAAAGACGUAAUGAUUAAUUACAUAUGAACGUUUGAUCAAUACUUCUAUGAAUAAUAAUAGUUUAAAUGAUAAAUAAAUAUACACAUCCACUUACACAAAAGUUGAGUUUUAAACUUAAAAUGUCGAUACAAAUAUAGAUAAUUAAUAAUAAUAAUAAUUAAUUGAUAGUGUAGAGUAGUUAGUAAUAGUUAUGAACAUUUGUUAACUGGCAAUCGAGCUGAUAACGAAAGAAAAUUAUUAGGACAAGGAUGUUAAUCAUCAAUGAUGGAAUUUAUUUUUCUUAAUAGUUAAUUCAUGUAUUACUAUUAACUAUUUUAUAUUAAUGUUAAUUUAAAAGUUAAACAUUAAUUAAAUUUAUACAGCUUUUUUUUAAUGUUUUAAAUAUCAAUAAUAAUAAUAAUAUUAAUUAUUAUUAUUAUUAUUAUUAUUUAUAUGAAAAUGUGACAUGCGUUUGCUAUUAUUAUUAAUAAUUUUGUAAUGCGCAUAUUCUUAUUUUUUUUUUUUUUUUAUUGGACAAAAUCGAUUAAACUUUACCGCAAGUAAGCGUCUGCAGAUUUGUAUCGCGAUUUUUGGUAUCGUUCACUUUGUUAAUUAAAUUUUUUUUUAAACGCAUUGUAAUUAAAAAUGAAAUAUUGUUUUAUAAAUUAAGUGUUACAAUGCAGCUCAUGCUUACGUCAACGAUAUGAAAGUAAAAAAAAAUUUUUUAAAUGAAUCAUAAUUAAUAAUAAAGUGUAAUGAUGAUAAUAGUGGAAAAAAUUGCGUUAGGAUGAAUUUUGAAAAUUAAUUAUCAAUUAUUAAUUAUCACGUUUAAUUGUAUAUCGAUUGCAACAAUAACAAUAAUAAUAAUAAUAAUAAUCUUAUGGUAAAAUAAAUUUUUCUUUCGCGAGUUGCGAUUUAUCAAUAAAUAAAUAAAAUAAAAUUAUCUAAAAGUUAAAUGGAUGUCGGCUGCUUUAAAUUUAAAAUAAAAAGUAUAAUUAUUCGAUUGGUUUACGAAAGAGAAUUAGAGCUAUUUAAUAAAUAUUUAGAUAUUUAAAUUUAUUUCUCUAUAAAUGUAAAUUAAUCUGCGUCUGAGCGUGAGUUUAUUACGAACGCGGGUAUUAUGUAAAGUUUUAAACAAUAAAAGAUUUAAGAAAAAAUAAACAAACAAAAACUUAUGGAAUAGAGUUAAGAGUUAAACAAAGAGAUGUGUUGGGGUUUUAUGAAAAUUAUGAUGAUAAAAAAUUAAAUAAGAGCAAGACGUUGUACAUAUAUAUAAUAAUAAUGAUAAAAAAAUUACUGAAAGAUUAAAGAAAAAGAUAAAUAAUAUGCAUAUAAUGAAAUUCGAAGGGAUUUAAAUAUAUGAUAAUGAUAAUAAUGGAGAUGAUGAUGAUGAUGCGUGCGUUAAUUAGCUUCGUUUGCAUUCCGAUGAGAGAGUACUUGCUACCAAUAUAUAUACAAUUGAAUACAUUACGAUCUCUGUGAAUUUAAUUACUAAUUACUAUUAAUGUUAUUAAUUAUCUAGUUUAUUAUUUUAAAUUUAAAUUAUUUAAGCCGAUUAAUGCUUGUAUUAUUAGUGGAGCAUUAUCUUAACCGGUCUAAGAAAUUUAAUAAAGUAUUGAAGUAAUGUAGUUAAUUACCCAAGUAAAAAAAUUCGAAAAAAAGUUUACUAUUUUAAACAUCAAUAAGUGAAACAACGACGGAC